Molecule: messenger RNA, 2449 nt
Organism: Tricharina praecox
Lineage: Eukaryota; Fungi; Ascomycota; Pezizomycetes; Pezizales; Pyronemataceae
Product: dipeptidyl-peptidase
Exons: 7
Coding region: 131-2236 (701 amino acids)
Biological process (GO): proteolysis
Molecular function (GO): serine-type endopeptidase activity
Source: RefSeq, a predicted model, not a curated record
GCGGGUACGUGAGGUGUACCAAGUACUUAACCUGGCACUCCCGCACAUGCUCUAAGCUCUUCUUCACGCUUUCGAGGAGCCUUGGUCUCGGUAUCCCUUCGUUGGAUUCUAGAAUUUUCAUAGCUCGAUCAUGACGCUCUUGAUAUGGUUGGCACUCGUGCCCGCCGUGGCCAUGGUUGCGCAGGCGACUUUGACACCCGAGAAGCUUAUCAGUGCACCGAGACGAGGAGAGGCAGUUCCUAACAACUCCGGGAAGUUGGCCAUCUACUCGACCUCCGAGUACUCUUUCGAGACACACUCCAAGAAAUCAUGGUACAGCGUUAUGGACGUUAGCACUGGCAGGAGCACUGUUCUUACCAAUGAUUCCGCCGUGGAAGAGAUCGUGUGGGUGGAUGAUACUACGCUACUAUAUAUUAACGGCACGAACUCGGACGUGUCCGGCGGCGUAGAGCUGUGGAUUUCUACGGUGAAUAAGUUCACCAGUGGGUACAAGGCCGCCUCGAUCCCCGCGCCUCUCGCAAAUCUCAAGAUCGCCGUCACAAAGAGCGGAGACAUUAACUUUCUACUUUCAGGCCAGGCUUACGCCAACGGCGCCGUCUACAACGAGGAGCUCGUCGAAACCCCCCUCUCCACCGCCCGAGUCUACGACUCCCUCUACGUCCGCCACUGGGACGUUUGGCUGACCUCCGAGACCUACGCCCUCUUCUCUGGGUCCCUCAAGGGUAGCACCAAGAAGACCUUCGACGGGAAACUCAAGAACCUCCUCAAAGGCACCAAGAACCUCGAGACACCCGUGCAGCCGUUUGGUGAGGGCUCCGACUUUGCUAUCACUCCGGACGGAAAGACGGUAGCAUUCCUGUCCAAAGCUCCCGAGCUGCCGCAGGCAAACAAUACCGCCUCGUAUAUCUUUACCGUGCCGCACGAUGGCUCCUCCGUUGCAAGAGCAGUGAACGCACCCACAUCCCGCGGAACUCCCAAGAACGCCCGUGGUGCAUCCUCGCUGCCAACGUUCUCGCCAGAUGGAAAGAGCCUCGCCUACCUGCAGAUGGACGAUGCCACGUAUGAAUCCGACAGGAACAAGCUGUACACGACCAAGCUCGGCAGUGGCGUUAUCAAUGGCGUCGCGCACAACUGGGAUCGCUCGCCAGCCGGAUUGUCGUAUAGUGCCGAUAGAAAGAAUUUCUUCCUUUUGGCGGAGGAGUACGGUCGAGAGAAGCUGUGGACCCUGCCCGUGUCCUCCGGUGCGAAUGCCACGCCGAAGGCAAUUACCCACGAGGGCUACAUCGAAUCGUUCUAUCAGAUCUCCAACAACAGCAUCCUCGUCAGCAACAGCAGCAUGGUCUCUUCCACCGGCUUCGCCGUCAUCAGCACCAGCGGCUCCAGCGAGCCGAAGGUGCUCCUCGCCCCGAACAAGAUCGAUCCGCAGCUUGCCGGGCUAUCAGAUUCGCAGGUGGACGAACUCUGGUACGAGGGCAACUGGACCACGAUCCAUGGGUGGAUCGUGAAGCCGAGUGACUUCGACGCAAAAAAGACAUAUCCCCUCGCGUUUUUGAUCCACGGCGGUCCGCAGGGAUCGUGGGCGAAUAGUUGGAGCACGAGGUGGAACCCGGCGGUGUGGGCGGAUCAGGGCUAUGUUGUUGUUGCAAUCAAUCCUACCGGAUCCACCGGCUACGGAGAGGAACUCACCAAUGCCAUCCAGAACGACUGGGGCGGCGCCCCGUACGACGACCUGGUCAGGGGCUUUGACUAUGUCGCCGACAACUACGAAUACAUCGACACGGCCAACGCCGUAGCAGCGGGGGCAUCCUACGGAGGCUAUAUGAUAAACUGGAUACAAGGCCAGCCCUUCGGCCGCAAAUUCAAGGCGUUAGUGUGUCACGACGGCGUGUACUCCACGCUCGACCACUACCACAGCGAGGAGCUAUUCUUCAUGCAGCACGACUUCAACGGGACGCUGUGGAACGACCGCGAGAACUACGAGCGGUUCGAUCCGACCCGCUUCGCGAUAAACUGGGCUACCCCGCAGCUGGUCAUACACAAUGACCUCGACUUCCGUCUGCCCGUGAGUGAGGGCAUUGCGCAGUUCAAUAUUCUGCAGGAGUUGGGCGUGCCGUCCCGGUUCUUGAACUUUCCAGAUGAGAGCCAUUGGGUUAUUAAGCAGGAGAACAGUCUGGUCUGGCAUAAGGAGGUGCUGGGGUGGAUUAAUAAGUGGUCGGGUGUUAAGGGGACUGUCUAGACUGCAGAGGGAAAUGAUGUUAUUUACGGUACAUAAGUGUUGGUUAAUACUGAUUGUCAGUGGUUAUGUGUAAUUAAGAGUUGUCGGGUUCAGGUAUGGAGGUGAAGUAAUAUCUGAUGUCUGGCCGAGUGGAUGGAUGGCGGCGUGCGUUCACAGUAGGUACUGAGGGUGGACACCACAACGUAGCCGGAUUCCAAGAAAAUCCGGCGAGGG